Molecule: messenger RNA, 1197 nt
Organism: Fomitiporia mediterranea MF3/22
Lineage: Eukaryota; Fungi; Basidiomycota; Agaricomycetes; Hymenochaetales; Hymenochaetaceae
Product: xylitol dehydrogenase
Exons: 10
Coding region: 1-1197 (398 amino acids)
Biological process (GO): D-sorbitol catabolic process
Molecular function (GO): zinc ion binding; L-iditol 2-dehydrogenase (NAD+) activity
Source: RefSeq, a predicted model, not a curated record
AUGUCUGACUCUGACAACAAGGCUUUCAUAUUGAACUAUGCUCUGAGCACGACGUUCGGGCAGAGGCCCAUUCCUGAGUUGGCACCCGAUGAAGUGCUUAUAGAGGUAAAGAAGACAGGAAUCUGUGGAUCUGAUAUGCAUUCGUAUGCAGAAGGACGGCUCGGACUCAUGGUCGUAACUGAGCCACUGGUCCUCGGACACGAAUCGUCUGGUACCAUCGCGAAAGUCGGGUCGAACGUGAAAAAUGUGAGCGUCGGAGAUCGCGUUGCGAUGGAACCUGGUGUGACAUGUCGCAAAUGUGAUGAAUGCAAGAGUGGCAAAUACGAGCUCUGUCAACAUAUAGCCAUUGGAUCGCUUCCUCCACACGACGGUACACUCAAGCGCUAUCAUAAGCUUCCGUCGGACUUGACAUAUAAGCUUCCUGAUCAUCUUACCUUUGAGGAUGGGGCUUUGGCAAGUCCCAGACGUCUUAGAGUUGUCAUGAUGAUCUCUAAACAGUUCACUCAGAUGGAACCAUUGUCGGUCUCAGUCCACGCAGUCUCAUCAGUAGCUCAUCUACGAGCAGGUCAGAAUGUUCUCGUUUUUGGUGCCGGGCCAGUCGGACUCCUAUGUAUGGCAGUUUCACGUGCACUUGGUGCAAAGCGUGUCAUCGCAGUCGAUGUUGUUCCGACCCGGGUUGAGUUUGCUUCCACUUAUGCUGCUACAGAAGUAUUUUUGGCGCCUGCACAAUCUGGCGAGGAUGCAAUGGAGUAUUCCAUGAAAACAGCAGAGACGAUUAAGAGUACACUAGGAGUAGAAGACAGAGGACCAACGAGUAUUGACCUGGUUAUUGAUGCAACAGGAGCGGUGACAUGCAUUCAAAUGGCUUUCAUACUGGCAAAGGCUGGCGGUACUAUUGUACAAGUCGGUAUCGGAGCCAUGAAGGCGGAGAUCCCCAUCGGUCCGGUUUUGAUGAAAGAGCUUACGUUCAAGGGUGCUUUUUGCUACGGACCAGGUGAUUACCCGCUUGCAAUCGCCCUUGCCUCCUCGGGAAAAGUCAAUCUUAAACCGCUCGUAACGCACAGGUUCAAAUUUGACAAUGCAAAUGAAGCUUUCGAAAUAACUCGCGCAGGAAAAGGUGUCGAUUCUAUUGGUAAAGUCGCGAAUGUUAUCAAGACGAUCAUCUCCGGGCCAGACGUCGAUCCUGCUGAGCCUUGA